Molecule: messenger RNA, 1055 nt
Organism: Spodoptera litura
Lineage: Eukaryota; Metazoa; Arthropoda; Insecta; Lepidoptera; Noctuidae
Product: Na(+)/H(+) exchange regulatory cofactor NHE-RF1
Biological process (GO): protein localization to plasma membrane
Cellular component (GO): apical plasma membrane
Molecular function (GO): protein binding; protein-membrane adaptor activity
Source: RefSeq, a predicted model, not a curated record
GGCAGCGCGGGGAGCGCGCGGUGCGGGCGCCAGUCUGUGCCUGGGCGCGACGCGAUCCGCGCGUCGUUCGAAUUGUGAAACAUGUCCGCGAACGGGUCGGCGGCUACAGAGCCGCGGCUCUGCCACGUGCGGAAGACGCCCGACUUUGACGGCUAUGGAUUUAACCUACACGCCGAGAAGGGCAAGCCCGGCCAGUUCAUAGGCAAGGUGGACGAAGGCUCCCCGGCGGAGCACGCGGGCCUAAAGCGGGGCGACCGCAUCCUUGAGGUGAACGGGCACAGUAUCGCUGGCGAGAGCCACAAGCAGGUGGUGGCUCGCAUCAAGGAGCGCCCCGAGGACGCCGAGCUGCUGGUGGUGGCGCCUGCGCCGGGCGAUCCGGUGCCGGACCUGGACGCGCCUGCGCCCGAGGCGCCCGAGGCCGCGGCCACAGACAGCGCGCAGCCUACCGAGCCUCCGCGGCUCAACCUGCAGAUGACGGCGGCGGAGAUGCGCGCGCACCUCGCUGCCAAGAAGAAGUUUGACCCUAAGAAAGUGCCCAUGGACCUCAAGUCCAAGUUUGACAUCGUCAAGAAACUGUGAUGUGUGUGUUGUGAGGUCGCGUGCCGGUGUUGUGGUGCAGUGCGGAGGGCGCGGCGCCGCUGCCGCUCCGCGGCGCGCUGUUGCCAGCCCGCGCCGAGCGAGCGCAUGAAUUGGAACAAUGACAUCGAUGGCGACGCAAGCGCAGGUUGUUCGUGCACCGGCCACCACCCCGUGUUGUACAAUUAAUGUAAAUUUGUUUUACCACGUAAAUUAUGUUAUAUAAUUUAUAGCGUUCUAUAAAAAUUGCCAUUGAAUUGAAUAAAGUGUUGUUGUAUAUAUUUACUAGCCUAGUUGCUUAGCCGCUAUACAUACGUUUAUAGUACAUAGGGAUGAACCACUGUGUGUAAUUUAUUUUAUGAAUUCAAAUUUACUUUGAUUUUUAGUAAUUGAUUAUCUAAAUGUGUAGCUAGAGUUACUCACGUACUCGAGUGUGAAUAUUGUUUAAUUUUAUUAUCAAUAAAAUGAAUUGAAAGCAA